GUUUUAGGAAUAGGCGGGGAUAUUAAAAGUUUGCGAUGCAAGGAGUUAAUUUACACUGCCCGUUAGUUAUCAAAUAAGCAUGUCACUCAUGAGAAUGGAAUCACAAAAUAUAGAACAAAAUGUUCCGAGUACAAAUUCUAGUGGUGAUAGUCCGACGACACUUAUCUAUGGUUUACCAUCUCUUUUCACAUCUGAGAUUUUAUAUGACGGACCUAAACGAUGUAUACUCAAGACAAAUGUGGAUAAGAUAUCUUCUAGCGGCACUUCAAAUAAUAUGAAUGGAGGUCAUCGAACAGAUACGGAUUACACGGGAUUAUGCCACAAAGAAUGUUUUUCUGUCCCUCAUAUUCGCGAAUUAACAGACAGUACAAUAAAGGAAAAUGUGGCUAGCUCUCAAAGCAACGAAGCAAGAGGAUCUUGUGAUUCGGUGACAUGUUUUUCAGAACACGAGUUGUCCGACAUUCCUUUGAGUUCCAAUGACGAAAACAGAGUGAAUUUUGAUGUAUCGGAUAUUUCGAAACAGUUGGUUCUAUUGUCCCCUUUUUCUGGAAAAAAGUUCGCGACCAUCCGUUCAGAUAGCAGUUAUGUCCCAAUUGCGUCUAGUUUUUUAACGGAAAAGGAUAGUGCUUGUGUUCGGUCCCGGGGUGUGAUGCAGCAAAGUACGUUACAGCCAAAACAUAUCACUGUAACAAUGCCUACUGUAGAAGAUGGUCUCUCAAGUGGCAGUGACACAGGUAGUCCGUGUCUUAUUUCAAGAUCUCACGUGAAAGACUGUUCAUUCGAUAUGCGCUCGUUUUCUGGUAGCCCUGAUUCAGUCACAGACAUUUACUGUGGGAGACCUACCAUUAAUUCAAGUUCUGGUAGUCUCGAUGGAGAGCAUUUGCUAAAUCCUGCCAUAGUGCAAGAUAUUUCAAACGAUAUAAUGGAUAUUAAAAGGACUUUAGGUGCUUCUGACCACGCAAAAACAUACAUUCCUACAUGUGAACAAAAUGUUGUAAAUGCCGUAAAUACGAGCAAAUCAAUAGAACAAAAUAUCAAUCCAAAAUCUCCUGACAGAGUAAAUGGCUGUCAUUGUAUUGAGAUGAAAACCGGAUUCACACCUUCAGAUGUAUCUCAUGAUAAUAAAAUCUCUUCCUCUAGCCGUAAUUGGGAUAUGUUUAGUGACCACGAUAAAGAGAAAAAUACUGUUCAGGCUGUUGUAGAAUAUACGGAUGAAGGUACAUUUGACCAAGCCUCUUGUAAUGCUACUGAUAUCAAAAAUAAUAUUCUGGAAUCACCUACUGAUUUAUAUUCACACAAACAAAUGCACCAUUGGACAUUCCCUGCACAAGUACAUACUGUCUAUAGUUCAAGUGAAGAUGAAACUUCCCAUAGAAGUAAUACUAGUAAAUCUAUUCCUAAUAAAUCUGAAAUUAAAUCUCAUAAUAAUUCAGAUAAAGGACAAAAUACAAAAUGUUCAUCACCAUUAUCAUUUUCAUCGUUUGAGAAUUCAAAACAAAAAAGUCAGUAUAAAGCAUCAACCAAUUCAAGUCAUCCAGGUACGAUAGCAAAUAAAUUAAAUUCGAAGAGUGCAGCUCAUACUAAUGUUAAUUCUGAUGAAGUUUAUAAGUCACCCAUUUCAAGACAGUCCGAUCGUCGAGACGGGGAUUUCGACAGCGAUGAGGAUACAGCUCAACUAUUAGAUAAACAGUAUCAAGCUGAUAAACAAGUUUAUAUUCCAGAAUUGAAAGAUAAGUCUUGCAUAGAGGCUGAUCGUCAACGUAGAGUUCGAGAAGUCUCUGUUCGACAUCCUGAACAACCAGAUGUUCUCAUACAUGGAUUAUUGUUUCGAGCUCAGUAUAUGGGAAGUACUCAGAUUUUAUGCAAUAAACAAUCAACACGAAUGUCUCGUAUGCUUCAAGCUCAAGAAGUAGUGAAUCGUAUCAAGGGUGCUCCAGAUGACGAAUCACAUCCUAGCGUAACAGUUGAAUUGUUUGUCUCAACAGAACGUAUUAUGAUAUUAAACAGUAAUCUUGAAGAUAUUUUGAUUGAUCAUAAAUUACGUGCAGUUUCAUAUAUUGCUGAUAUUGGCGACUUAUUUGUUCUAAUGUCACGUCGAUUAGAUCCUUCAACACAAUCAGAUGAGUCUGAAAAUUAUUUUACGUCUAAUCAUCAGAAUAAUGAACCGAAAGAAAAUUCAAAUUAUAACGCCGAUAAUAAUAAUACUGAGCAACAACUCUCAGUAGUAUCACCUAAUUCAAAUAUUUCCAGUGUUACAAAAUCAACAAUGAUAGAAAAAUCAAAAAAGCCAAUGAAAAUGAUUUGUCAUGUGUUAGAAUCAACAGAAGCUCAAUUAAUUGCUCAAACAGUUGGACACGCAUUUCAACUUGCUUACUUAGAUUUUCUACGAGAAAAUGGUAUUGAAGAUUUAGGCAUUAUAAAACAAUUAGAUUAUGAUGAUAUUUUAAAACAACAAGAAAUAUUCUGUGAUGAACUUUCUUUAUUUUGUGAUAAAGAUAAUCAUAAAGAGGUUACUAUACCGAAACAAAAAGGUGAAUCAUUAGGUGUCGUAAUUGUAGAAUCUGGUUGGGGCAGUCUAUUACCAACUGCUUUAUUAGCUAAUAUGCAUCCAACUGGUCCAGCUGCACGAUGUGGACAACUGAAUAUCGGAAAUCAAAUUGUCGCUGUUAAUGGGCAAAGUUUAGUUGGCCUGCCACUUUUAACAUGUCAACAAAUAAUUAAAAAUUGUCGGCAAUCUACAAUCGUAAAAUUAAUGAUAAUCAGUUGUCCACCUGUUGUUGAAGUACUUAUUCGUCGUCCUAGUUUAAAUUAUCAACUUGGUUUCAGUGUACAAGAUGGUGUAAUUUGUAGCCUACUUCGUGGUGGUAUUGCUGAACGUGGUGGAAUUCGUGUAGAUCAUAGAAUUAUUGAAAUUAAUGGUGAAAGUGUAGUUGCUGUAUCACAUGAAAAAAUUGUACAACUUCUGGCUACUUCAGUUGGUGAAAUACAUAUUCGAACAAUGCCUACCUCAGUCUUCCGUCUAUUGACAGGACAAAUUAUUCCUCGGUAUAUAUGAUAAAGAGAAUUUACUUGGUUGUGUAUAUUAUACAUUUAAUCUCUUAUUUGUUGUAUCUGGAGCAUUUAUUUCUGUGAGUAUUGACAAUGUUUAUCAACCGAUGAAAUGAUCUGAUUCACAAUAAUAAUCUCAUAGGAAUUUGCAACUUGUACUCUGUUAUGUACGUAAAUAUAUUGUGGGAAGUCCCAAUGAUUUCAUUUCUCUUUGAACUAGGUUUUAUUUACAUAUAUAGUCAGAUGUCUUUAUAUAUAUGGUUUUGAAAAAACGCCUCCUUUUUAAAUAGACUAAUGAUGAUGGUCAUUUUAUUUUAUCUCGUGUUUUUUUGUGUUCUGUUUAUUUUUUUUUCUUUAAAACAUUGGGAUAAUAUUACUUAUUUUAAUAUUAAUCACACGUUAACAGGAUUGAAUAUUCGCACAGAUAAUCUGUUGUACUCAUAUAUAUAUCUGCUCCUAUUUUUCCGAUCCAUAACACAUCUGCCCAUAUACAUAAUAACAUCGUUGUCAAUUUUAAUUGAUACACGGAAUUAUUCCCAUUUUUUCAGGUUUAUUUUUCUCCCAGAAUAAUUAUGCAUUUCUAUUUAUUAUUCUUUGUAUUAAUACUAAUUUUUCUUGAUUGUUUUUUUUAACAAGUUAAUAUUGUGUUGUCCGUUUGCCUUGAAAAUUUUAUUUACUUUCAUCUCUAUUAAAACAAUCUUGUUCUUAUAUUUGAUUUAUUAUACAGUAUUGAAUUGGUAGUAGUUUUUACUAACGGGAAAUAACAUUGUAUGUUUACUGUUGUUGUUCUCUCUCUCUCACUUUCUCAGAGUUUAUUUACUUAAUAUCAAAAUUACGAUUGUUAUUUCUAUGGUUGUCGUAUGGGAAAAAAAAUUCCUCUUCCCUAUUCAUCAAUACAAACUGAACUUAAUAUC
Molecule: messenger RNA, 3962 nt
Organism: Schistosoma bovis
Lineage: Eukaryota; Metazoa; Platyhelminthes; Trematoda; Strigeidida; Schistosomatidae
Source: the annotation of a GenBank genome assembly